AUGGCAGCUCUGGGUCUCGUUCCGGCCAAGUCCUUGCGAGCUCCGAAUGCGCUCGUUCGCAGUAGCCCGGACCUCUCGGCAUCCUCCCUUCUCGAUGAGAAAUUUGGAUUGGUUUCUGGAACGUGGGCCGGCACCGGCAUAUGCGACCUGCGUGCGUCUGUGGCAGCGCAGCAGAAGCAGAUCGACUCUUUGGUGGAUCGAGUCGCGGUGCUGCUGUCGUCCAUGCACUCAGAGGCAUGUUCUGCCAUGCGGUGUGAUAGCCUUUGCUCACUUACGCAUUAUUCAAGAGACCAUGCAAAUAGGCCUUUGGUGCGACUGUUUGACUGCAACCUUUCAGAUUCGCUGCCCGUCCCCUUGGUUCCUCAAGCUGCCCUGCAUGCUCUUGUUUGGACGUUUCGGUGUCAGGUCCUGCAAGACGUGCAAGCUGCAUUUAGCGCAUUCAACUUCGAUGCCCGGUUGAUGGAGAUGCGCAGGGUGGGUGAGGAGCUGGAUGCACGACUGAAUGAGUUCAGAGUGCAAGUUCGGCGAUUUGGCAUUAGCGAUGCUGCUUCAGUCCAGGAUCAGCUGGUGCGUCUUGGAGAGAGCAUGAGCGGUUUAGAUGUGCGCUUCUCGGGGCAUGAACACAAAGUGCAUGAGCUGGAGGAUCAGGUCGGCGAGAGCAUGAUAGCAGUUCAUGAUCGUCUCACUUCCCAGUGGGAUGGUGCAUCAGCGGAGUUCAAGAAGCUGUCUGACCGUCUCGAAAGCGCAGAGUCCGACAUCGCCCUUCUCUCUGAUGAGGAUCCUGCGCACAGCUUCACCGACACUAUACGAAAGGCAUCAGAUUCCUUGCGUGCUGAAUGCCAAGAUUUCGUGCUCCAACAGCUUGAGCCUGCCACUGCCCGACUGACAGCUUUAGAGGAUGUGCUGCAGGAACAUUUCUCACAGCAGCACCAAGACCUUUUACAGGCUUUGCGAAGCGCUUCCGAAGUGGCCGAGGAACAGGAGGGAGAGCGGGCAAAGCAGAAGGACUGGCUAAGACAGACGCGGGAUGACAUGAGGCAGCAUGGGGAGCAGCUCCUCCAACUCACGCGCGAGGUCAGGGAUGUCCGUGCGUUCGCCUCUACUCUGGAGGGGGCCGUGGAAGGCCAUAGGAAACAAGUAGCCAACCUGGAGCUGAAGCCCUCCGCCCAAGACGUUGUUGAACGCGUAGACCUGGUGCAAGCGAAAGUUGAAGCCUUGGCAGAACAACGCAGCAUGAACCAAAAGGUGGUCCAGAGGGUCGACGAGGUGGAUGCGCGGCUCACUUCCAUCAGCUGUUCCACAAGCCAGGAGUUUCGAUUCCUGACGCAGCAGGUGCGGGAUUUGGAGGGCGCGCUGAACAGCCAAGCAGAAGGCAACGAGAAAACCACGAAGCAGACCAAGCAUUUGCAAGACCAGGUGCAGGAUUUGGUUUCGUUUGUGAAGGAACUUCCCAUGGCCGUGCUGUCUGGGUCCAGCCUGCAAACAGACACAGAAGACCGCAUGCUGCAAGCUCUGGAACGGAAAGUAGACAUGGCACUCCACGACUUGCGAUGUCAGCUGGAAUUGCAAAUCGAACAGAUUUCAGAUCGAGAGCAGCGACAGAGACUUCAGAGCGAUUCGCGUGCUCUCGAAGAAGCACGAAUGCAGAAGAUGGUAUUCGAUGUGCGCAAGGAGUUUGAGCAGAAACUAGCUGAUGCUGGAAUGGGAACGCAGCAAAUGCUGAGGGAAUUGCGGCAGGAGUUUGAGGCUCGAUCAUCUCAAUCACAGCGACACGGAGAAGAUUUGAGGCGAGAACUAGAGCUCAAGUUGGACAGGAAGUUUUGCUCGUCAGAAAUGGUGCUGGAAGAGUUUCGGCAUACUUUGGACAACCUCCGCACCCAACAGCAAGGGACCCUCCACAAAUUCUCAGAGGACAUGAAGCAGCUGGGUGCGGAACUUGAAGUACGACUUGUCAAAGCACAAGGCUCGAGCCACAGGCUCGCAGCAGAGCUCCGAAAAGAUCUGGAUGUGGCUGGCAUGGCAACGCUCCCUGUGUACAAGAUGUGCAAGGAUGAGCAGAACCUUGCGGAGACAAGCCGCUUGGUGCUCCAGGAGGAGCUUCAAGAUAGCGAGCGACAGCAGCUGGUAAACGAGUUUCGGCAGGACUGUUUGGACGCAGCAAGCAGCGACCAGGUCCGCCAGGCUGCCGAGGCAGGAGCUAUGGCGCUGAACGCGCUGAAAGCUACUUGA
Symbiodinium pilosum is the source of this 2229-nucleotide messenger RNA. The record is from the annotation of a GenBank genome assembly. NCBI's taxonomy places the organism in Eukaryota, Dinophyceae, Suessiales, Symbiodiniaceae.